Oryzias latipes (Japanese medaka) is the source of this 1781-nucleotide messenger RNA. It is a transcript of the gene tex261, whose product is annotated as testis expressed 261. The record is from RefSeq and is a predicted model, not a curated record. Gene Ontology annotation, biological process: endoplasmic reticulum to Golgi vesicle-mediated transport. Gene Ontology annotation, cellular component: endoplasmic reticulum membrane; Golgi membrane; COPII-coated ER to Golgi transport vesicle. Gene Ontology annotation, molecular function: COPII receptor activity. NCBI's taxonomy places the organism in Eukaryota, Metazoa, Chordata, Actinopteri, Beloniformes, Adrianichthyidae.
CCAACACCAUCCUUUUUUCAAGCGGAUAGAAGGAACUUUGAUCACAGCUUGUUAGCAGCCGGCUAGCAGUUUUUUUGUGAAAUAUUUUCUUGUGUUUUCUGUGUUGGGGCAUAUGAAGAGAGAUGUGGUUUAUUUAUUUGCUCAGUUGGCUUUCGUUGGUGAUUCAAAUAUCCUUCGUCACUCUUGCAAUUGCUGCUGGCCUGUACUACUUGGCCGAACUCAUAGAAGAAUAUACAGUAGCCACUAGCCGAAUAAUAAAGUACAUGAUUCUGUUUUCCACAGGAGUACUGGCAGGUCUCUAUGUUUUUGAAGGUUUCCCCAUAAUAAUGGUGGGAGUUGGCCUCUUCACAAAUCUGGUGUAUUUUGGGCUCCUUCAGACGUUCCCCUACAUAAUGCUGAGCUCUCCAAAUUUUAUCCUUUCAUGUGUGUUGGUGGUGGUGAAUCAUUAUAUGGCCUUCCAGUACUUUGCACAGGAGUAUUAUCCAUUUUCUGAGGUGCUGGCAUACUUCACUAUUUGCCUGUGGGUGAUCCCCUUUGCCUUCUUUGUGUCACUGUCAGCAGGAGAAAAUGUACUUCCAUCCACCAUACAACAAGGAGAUGAUGUGGUGUCCAAUUAUUUUACCAAGGGCAAACGGGGCAAGAGGUCUGGAAUCCUUCUUGUAUUCUCUUUCCUCAAGGAGGCAGUGCUACCCAGUCGACAGAAGAUGUUCUGAGGAGUGUGGACUUGGGGUGCAGCCCCAGGGGCUGGGGGUGCAUCAGUGUGUUUGCAUGGGUUAGAGAUCACGGGGAAGCAUAAAGGACUGUGGAAAUUGUGUUCAGGACUAAAACAAAGAAAAAUGGGGAGGAGAAGCAAACUAAAAAGACGGACCAAUGAGCAGAGCUGCUGGACGAGCUGUUGAGUUUACACAGGCCACGUUCGUCUUUGUACUGACUGCCAACCACACCUACUGCAGACGUCUUUGAGGGAUCUUGUCAGUAGCGCAAAGCUUUUGUAUUGUCACAUUACAUUUUUUUUAGGCUUUAGUAUUCUUUAAUGUCUGAGCAGGAUUUGAAAUUAACCAACAGGGUCAAAUGUUGGCUUUGGCAUAAAUUUGAGUCGUUUGUAUGUUCGUGUCCUAAGUUUAAUCAGAAUACCUGUUCAACAGUAACGUGAAAGCCAGAUGAGGAAACAAAUUCAACUGUCAAAUCGUGACUAAACUCUGCAGAGUUUAAAAUAUGAUGCAAAACGUUUUUUAAAAAUGGCAGAUGUGGUGUUUGAAUAAAUUUAAAGCUCUGUGGCUCGACACCUGUACAUUUUUAGCCUGAAAUGUUGAAUUGCUAGGAAUCGUAAGUUUUUUUUAUUUAUAGAAUGUGAACAUAAAUCCUACAUAUCACUUUUUUUUAUCUCUGUAACUCCUAAAGUGAAGUGCAAGGAUCUUUACUUUGGGCCAUUUUGAUUUGGCCAAAAAACCAAUUUACUACAUGGGUUUUGUUUGCAUCAGCUUUAAAAUGCAACAUUAAUCACCAGCAAUGAAAAGUAUUGUGUUUAGUCUAUUUAUUAGUAUUUGUUGUCAUUAAAACAAAUAUUUUUUUCCUUGAUCAAUCAGUUAGAUUAACACCAGACAUUUCUGUAGCUCAAAUCAUCAAAUUUUCUUUUUUAAUCUUGCUGGUGUUGGGGAACUAAAGCUGUUCAUGAAAGAUCCAAAAAUGAUCUGCAGACAUUUUUUUACCAAUCACAAAAUGCGAUUAUUAUAGGCUGGCAUGCACACAACUGUGAAAUAAAAAGAUUUUGUUCAAUUAAA